AUGAAGUUCUCACUCCCCUUUCUCGUAGCCGCCGUCGAGGCCGCCGUCAUCGGCCGCAGCUGUGAGGGCCCGAAGCCUGACGAGGAUGGCCGCUACACCAUCUCUUCGGAUGGCAUCAAGGCGCAGGCGCAGUUCAUCCCGUACGGCGCCACCUUGACGAACCUGUUCGUCAAGGACAAGAACGGCGAGGACAUCGACGUGGUGCUUGGCUACGACGAUGUUGAAUACUACCCCGUGGACCCCGGCCACCCGGUGUACAACGCCAUCCCCGGUCGGUACGCCAACCGCAUCGGCAACGGCAAGUACACGCUUGACGGCGUCGAGUACGAGACGGAGCAGAACGACGGCAACAACACGCUGCACAGCGGCACCAACAACUGGUCGUACCGCGUGUGGAACGUGACCGACUUCAAGGCCGACUCCAUCACCUUCUCCAUCCUAGACCCCUCCAACUCGUCCCAGGGCAUGCCCGGCGACGUCAAGGCGUCCGUCACCUACUCGGUCAAGGGCUCGACCUGGAACAUCAAGAUGACGGCUGAGUCGCUUGAGCAGAAGACCCCCCUCCUCCUCACCCAGCACACCUACUUCAACCUGGACGCCUUCCGCAACCCCGACACCUCUAAGAUCUGGGACCACACCCUGUACGCCCCCUACUCCAAACGCUACCUGGAAGCCGACCAAGCCGCGCUUCCCACGGGCGAGAUCCUGACGGCGGCGCCCAACUCGAUCAACGACUUCGCGUCGGCGCCGGGGCUCACCGUCGGGCACGCGCGCGACCAGCCCGGCUUCGAGGGCAACUGCGGGGCCGACGGCGCCUGCGAGGGCUACAACGGCUACUGGCUGAUUGAGGACGCGCCCAAGGACGCGGUGGUGGUGACGCUGGCCAGCAAGUUCUCGGGCGUCAAGGCCGAGCUGCGCACCGAUCAGCCCGGUGUGGUGCUCUACUCGUGCAACUGGAUGGACGGCUCGGCCGAUCUCAAGAGCACCCAGGGCAUUGAGGGCGUCAAUGAGAAGGUCAUUCGCAGCAGCUGCAUUGCCAUUGAGGCGCAGGAUUACCCGGAUGGUAUCAACCACCCUGAGUGGGAGCGCACCGAUGCGCAGAUCUGGGGACCUGGAGAGACGUACAACUGGGAGAGCUCGUGGACCUUUGGCCUGGUUUAA
Molecule: messenger RNA, 1161 nt
Organism: Chaetomium globosum CBS 148.51
Lineage: Eukaryota; Fungi; Ascomycota; Sordariomycetes; Sordariales; Chaetomiaceae
Exons: 5
Coding region: 1-1161 (386 amino acids)
Biological process (GO): beta-D-galactose catabolic process via UDP-galactose, Leloir pathway; glucose metabolic process
Molecular function (GO): carbohydrate binding; aldose 1-epimerase activity
Source: RefSeq, a predicted model, not a curated record